AUGGACAUGGAGGUGGAUGUAGGCUCUGUGAUCUCGGGCCUGUCCGGCGGGGAUGGGGCGGGCCUGGGGCCCGGCGAGGAGGAGCUGGAGGUCGGGGGCGCCCCUGGCUGCUCUGGGGCCGGCUCCCUCCAGUUCGAUUUCGAGAGGAGCCGCUCUGAGUCCAGCGGGGAGGAAGAGGAGGAGGAGCUGGAGGAAGAGGAGCUGGAGGGGGGCCCCGGGGCCGGCUUUGGGGCCUGCCGAGAGGCGGAGGGGGAGCUGGACUCGGACGCUGAGCGUGAGCGCAUGAUAAACCUGUCUGAGUUGACGCCUUACAUCUUGUGUUCCAUCUGCAAAGGUUAUUUUAUAGAUGCCACGACCAUUACAGAGUGUCUUCACACAUUCUGUAAAAGCUGCAUAGUAAGACAUUUUUACUACAGUAACAGAUGUCCAAAAUGCAACAUUGUUGUACAUCAGACACAACCUCUUUAUAAUAUCAGGUUGGAUCGACAGUUACAAGACAUAGUGUAUAAAUUGGUUGUCAAUCUGGAGGAGAGAGAGAAAAAGCAGAUGCAUGAUUUCUAUAAAGAAAGAGGUCUAGAAGUACCCAAACCUGCUGUCCCACAGCCAGUCCCUGUGAGCAGAGGAAGACCUCGGAAAGUCUUGGGAUCAGUGUUUCGAAUCCCACCAGAACUUGACGUCUCACUGCUUUUGGAGUUCAUUGGAGCUAAUGAAGGCGCAGGGAAUUUUAAGCCAUUGGAAAAGAAGUUUGUGCGAGUUUCAGGAGAAGCAACCAUCGGCCACGUGGAAAAAUUCCUGCGAAGAAAAAUGGAUCUCGACCCGGCUUGUCAGGUGGACAUAAUAUGUGGUGAUCACCUUCUAGAACACUACCAGACGCUGAGGGAAAUCCGCCGAGCUAUAGGAGACGGUGCUAUGCAGGAUGGUUUGCUUGUACUGCACUAUGGCCUUGUGGUAUCUCCACUAACAAUAACUUAAAGAUUGCUAGAAUAUCA
This is a messenger RNA of Emys orbicularis (European pond turtle), 989 nucleotides long. It is a transcript of the gene PCGF6, whose product is annotated as polycomb group ring finger 6. The record is from RefSeq and is a predicted model, not a curated record. Gene Ontology annotation, cellular component: PRC1 complex. Bases 1 to 972 code for a protein of 323 amino acids. The transcript is spliced from 10 exons. Gene Ontology annotation, biological process: regulation of transcription by RNA polymerase II. Lineage: Eukaryota; Metazoa; Chordata; Testudines; Emydidae.